AUGAGCCUGAUGGAUAAAAAGAAGUACGUCGUCCACUACCGCAACCUACAGUUCUACGUGCCUCACGGAAUGCGCGUAAAGAAGAUCCACCGCGUCUUGAAGUUCACACAGGAGCCAUGGAUGCAGCCCUACAUCGACUUUAACACCCAGAAGCGCACCGCCGCCAAGAAUGACUUUGAAAAGAAUCUGUUCAAAUUAAUGAACAACUCAGUGUUUGGGAAGACAAUGGAGAACAUUCGCAAGCGCGUCAGCGUAAAGAUUGCCAGCACCAGAGAGGAGGCAGAGGCAUACGUAUCGCAGCCGGGGUUCGUGCGCUACGUAGAAAUGCUGAACUUCUACGUGAUCCACAUGAAGAAGGCGAACCUCUUCCUGAAUAAACCAGUAUACACGGGCUUCGCAGUGCUGGAUCUGUCAAAGCUGCUUAUGUACGAGUUCUACUACGACAAGUUAAAACCAAAGUACGGAGACCGCUGCCACCUCCUGUACACGGACACCGACUCUUUGAUCCUCGAAGUGCAGACGGAAGACGUUUACCAAGACUGCCUCGAGGACAUCGAUGAGUACGACACUAGCGGUUACCCACGCGACCACGUCCUUUACAGCGCGAAAAACAAGAAGGUAAUUGGAAAGAUGAAGGAUGAGAUGUCAGGCAAGCCAAUUGUGGAGUACGUGGGCUUGAAACCAAAGAUGUACAGCGUGUUAAAGCUGGACGGCGUGGAGAAGAAAGCCAAAGGCGUAAAAAAGUACGUCGUUAAGAAUGACAUCACGCACGAGUCCUACUUAGACGUGCUACGAACGCGCAAGGAGCAGCGGCAUAAAAUGAACAGCCUACGCAGCUACGGACAUCAAAUACACAGCGUUACGCAAGAGAAGGUGUCCCUGUCUGCAUUUGACGGCAAGAGGUGGAWGUGCGACGACGGCAUCCAUACUAUGGCAUUCGGACAUCACACGAUAAGCAGUUCUUCUUUGACGAACCCACGCGCGGGGCCAUCAUGA
Molecule: messenger RNA, 996 nt
Organism: Actinia tenebrosa (Australian red waratah sea anemone)
Lineage: Eukaryota; Metazoa; Cnidaria; Anthozoa; Actiniaria; Actiniidae
Source: RefSeq, a predicted model, not a curated record